Alligator sinensis (Chinese alligator) is the source of this 822-nucleotide messenger RNA. RefSeq names its product mitochondrial ribosomal protein S33 (gene MRPS33). The transcript has 2 exons. Gene Ontology annotation, cellular component: mitochondrion. The record is from RefSeq and is a predicted model, not a curated record. Lineage: Eukaryota; Metazoa; Chordata; Crocodylia; Alligatoridae. Bases 42 to 362 code for a protein of 106 amino acids.
GGAAGUGCAUAUACACACGUGUGUCCGUUCUUUGCUGAAAGAUGUCCAAUCUUUCCAAUUAUGCCUUGCAAAUGGCCCGCCUGAGUGCCCGGAUAUUUGGAGAAGUUGUGUCACCCACAAGCAACAAGUCCAUGAAAGUAGUGAAGCUAUUCAGUGAGCAGCCUGUUGGCAAAAAGAAAGAAGUCUUUGAUUGGUAUCCUCCUCACCACAGCUAUUCUGGGCUAAUGAGGCAAAUUCGUUUUCUCGGUCUCUACAGAGAUGAACAUGCAGACUUUCAAGAAGAGAUGAAACGACUGAGAAGGCUCCGUGGGAAAGGAAAGCCCAUGAAAGGAGAAGGAAAGAGGUCCAUCAAAAAGAAAUAGUGCCACCCUGGCAAUGCACCAGAGGACUUGUGGAUGUUAGAGAUGGGAGACCCCCCCUCGGGCCCACCGUUCCAUGUAGAGGGGUUUUACAUGCAAGUUAAGAUGGGAGCUUCCAUGGAGUUGGGUGUGGGGGUAUAGUUAUCUGCUUGUCAGCUAUUUAACUCGGAAUUGAACUCUCUUAACUAGAUCUAUAGCCUCAGUUUUAUUUGGGCUCAUAUUUUGCUAAUAAUUUCAUGUAUAGGAACUGUUGUGUAUGUUCCAGCACAUGAGGAUAACGAUGGGUUUCAUUUUCCCUUUUCUACCUGAGCUAAAUAAUAAAUAAUAAUAAUUUUAAAAUACUCUUAAUUUUUUGAUAUACACAUCUGCUUUCAGCUCCAGUUUCUUUGGCUCUUCAGUUUUUCCAGACACUAGAUUUUUUUUUCCUUAUUCAUUCACUAAUACAUUUUAUGUUCUUACAUUG